UCAGUUUAACAUUCAGUCAUCGAUCGACCAUCAGCGACAUCGAAGUAUUUAAGUGCCAGAGAGCGUUUCUGGCCGUUUGAUAGUGUGCGCCCUUCAAGAUGAAGUUCGUGAACGUAAUAGCGGCUGCAGUGCUCAUCAGUGUAAUGGCAGCUCAACUGCAUGCCACCCCUACAACACCCACAGCGUCAACAGGAUUUGGAUUCGAGCUGCUCCAGACCCAGCUGGAAGCGUUCGAAUCUCGAAUGCAAAAACAAUUCGAAGGCAUCCAGCUGUACAUCAAGCUGAACCGGAUCGAGCUUGAACACAUCAAGAAAACCACAGCGGAAUCACUGAUGAACAAAGAUUCGGGCGUUUAUUUUGUUAAUCUCAACCAAUCCGCUAACGCAUCGUUUGCGGUGUAUCGUGACGGCUCCAGCAACCACGGCUUCGGAAGCAAUUGGACCGUCUUCCAGCGAAGGUUCGACGGUACGGUAGACUUUAACCGCAACUGGACAGAGUACAGAAAUGGUUUUGGCAAUCUGCAUCGUGAGCAUUGGUUGGGGCUGGAGAAGCUCCGCACGCUCCUGGACACCGAACGGCACGAGCUGCUGAUAGUGAUGGAAGAUUUUGAAGGUGUAACGGCGUUCGCCAAGUACGAUAACUUCAAGAUCGGAACGGAGAGUGAAAUGUACGCGCUCAAAUCACUUGGCACGUACAGCGGCAUUGCAGGGGAUUCGUUCAGCACACAACUGAACCACAAGUUUGCAACCGCCGAUCGAGAUACGGCUGGCAAGUGUGCAGAUACAUUUCAAAGCGGUACAUGGUUCUCUUCCUGCUAUCAGAGCAAUUUGAAUGGUGUUUAUCUCAAGGGAGGAAAGCAAACGGCGAACAAAGGCUUGCAUUGGUACUUUUUCCGCGGUUAUUACUACUCGCUGAAGGCUACCAAGAUGAUGGUACGACCGUAUGCUUAUCGCAGUGUGACUUGAAAAUAUUUGGAUAAGGCGUAGUGGAGACGUCACUCGGAUAAACAUUAUCGAAUGCUGGACGGAUCAAGCGUUGUAGACUCGUCUUAAGACUGGGCCCAAAUUGUAAGAUCAGGACUAAUCGGGCAGCACGACAAAGGAGAGUGCUCCUAAUAUCUCUGGUCCAUUUAGAACUAAGAUAGGCUAGGAUGUAAGUUCUUGAAAUGUGGUUGGGACAGUUAACUUCGUUCUUAGGCAAGCCCUACUAUGUAAUAUUCGUUGCUUCAAUAUUUAUACUAAACUCUUUUCUUUUUGUGAAAAAGA
Anopheles stephensi (Asian malaria mosquito) is the source of this 1265-nucleotide messenger RNA. RefSeq names its product microfibril-associated glycoprotein 4. NCBI's taxonomy places the organism in Eukaryota, Metazoa, Arthropoda, Insecta, Diptera, Culicidae. The record is from RefSeq and is a predicted model, not a curated record. The transcript has 2 exons. The coding region runs from base 99 to 965 and encodes 288 amino acids.